Messenger RNA from Notodromas monacha, 2608 nucleotides. The record is from the annotation of a GenBank genome assembly. Lineage: Eukaryota; Metazoa; Arthropoda; Ostracoda; Podocopida; Cyprididae.
UUAUCGUUUUCAGACAAAUACCCGAGGCAAUGUGUAAGAGCAUUGCUCGGGACGGCGGAAAAAGGAGGCGAGGUUGAGCCGCGCUUUUCGCUAACCCCGAGCUGCUCUUUGUCUUUCCAACACCGCCUUCACUCAAGCAAGACACACGAUCAACAUCGCAAAAAAUGUUGGCAAUGAGAAGUUUUGUUCUAAUUUGUGUCAUCCUCGUCGGAGCCGGAAUCAACGGGCUUCCAACUCUGAGUGAUCAGCAACCAGCGCCAGCGUCGCCGAACUUGUCUGUGCCACAACAUCCUCGUCAACAAGGUCUCAGGGAUGAUCUACCUCCAGCCCCAGAAGACGAGUUUGUGGAACGCCUUGAAAAGCUGUUGAGAUCCGGAGAGCUGCAAAAGCAUCACGCCGUGCAACAAAAUGAGUUACUUAUGGCAGACAAAGAACAACAAUCACAGCAACCUUGUUGCGAAAAUCAACUACAACAACAACAGCUGCCACGGAAUUUCGCGAGUUGGUCACCCUCACAAGCGCUUUUCCAGCAAAUCUACGCGGAAGGAAACCAUCGAGAAAAUGCUUUGCGUCAUCAACUCAACGCGCCCGGAAGCCGAAUUCCAGUUCAAUCCGACUUUUCCACCUCACGACCCGUGAUUUCUCUGGAUCCUGAAGCAGGGAACAAAGCUAAAUUCGCCUUCAAACCCGAUGAAACGGAAUUCUGGCGGAGCAACGCUGCUGAUCCUGCACAUCAUGAGCAAUCGGUCCUGGAAAAUACUAUAAAUUUGCUGAAUAAUUUGCCGGAUCAGCCGCUUAUUCAGCAGCAGGAACAACAUGAGCCGGAAACGCAGAAUAUCGUCCAAGAAUUACGACCGCGAUUAGUGAAGCAUCUGAGGGAACUUCCAGUUCCGCUGGAAUACCAAGCCGAAAAGCAAAUUGGGUCGAUUAACCCGCUUCCUCAGUUCGAAUACCAAGCCGAGAAGCAAAUAGGUUCGGUUAACCCGCUUCUUCCGAAACGAUUGCAUCCUAGUACGUUUGAGAAUGUUGCAACCGGAUUGGGAGCGAAGAUCUACAGCUUGAAAAACGGGCAAAAGGAAAUUGUUACCUAUAUCGACAUGCCUAAGCUCGGUGUCAUCGCGGAGGAAGUGCGACACCCUGCGGAGGUGCAGGCAACUCAAAUUGUUGACAAAAUUCCAUCAAAAGCAGAUGUCGCUGUCGUGGACCAAAGCGCUGUAAUGCAGUCACCCAUUGCCGUUGAAUCUACCAAGAUUCAGUUGGAUGUUGGCGAUGAUAAGACUCAUUGGCUGCAGCAUGAGUCGGGCAAGAAAAAUCACGACUCAGAACCAGAAACGAAAGACGCGGCAAUGGUUGAAGAUCAUCAUUCGGAAGAUCAUCACGCAGCAAUAAAUAUGGGGGAAGCUCCAAAGGUGAUGAAACUUGUCCAAAAACCUGAAGUUGAAGAGCCCUUGAACGAAAACGACGGAGAUCCCAUGUCACACUUCUAUUUCGUGGGUGCGAUCGCGGGUUGCAGCGCUGCAGUGGCGUUUGGAGUAGUAGCAGCAGGUGUUUUCUGGAUGAGGCUCAAGAAAAAUGCGAAAGCUGCCGAAGAUACGGAAUACCCUGCUUACGGAGUAACCGGACCCGGGAAACACGGCGGUGGUUCACAAGACAUUUCGCCAACCUCUGGAGACCGGAAACUGGCUCAAUCUGCUCAGAUGUACCAUUACCAGCAUCAGAAGCAACAGAUGAUUGCGAUGGAGAAUCACGGAAAUAAUUCUCGACGACACGGCUCAACAUCUGAUGUCGAAGAAUCUGACGAGGAAGAGAACGAGGAAGGCGAUUACACCGUCUACGAAUGUCCUGGGUUGGCACCGACCGGAGAGAUGGAAGUGAGGAACCCGCUUUUCCAAGAUGAUCCACUGACACCUAGCUCGCCGUCGAGGCACGUCGUUGACGACUACGACGACGACGCUGUUCAGCCCUAAUCCAGUCCAUCAGGGAGAGAGAGGCAAAAGACCAAAGAAAAUCGUCGGAAAAACGAUAAAAACCUACGAAAAUACCAGCGAAAGCAGUUGCAUCUAGUCAGAUUCUCUCCCGAAAAGAAGAAUUGCAGUGUAAAAUGUGUAACGAGAAACAGAAGGAAAGCAUCUCGUUAUCGAUGUGUCAGAGAAAACCAGAAAAGGGGAAAUGAAAUUGCAAUUAAAUUCUGAAACAUUCCUCGUUGAAAAGAAGCCAGCUUUUCGUCCCUCACUUUCAACUACUUUCAACAAUAUAUAGCGAGGAGCAAAAGAAAAAGAAGAAUACGCAGAUUUUAAUUCAAAAAUGUUUUAUUUUAUUACCGUCUCGAUCGCUGGCCCGGUUUCAAUACAUUCCUUCACAUUUUCCAUGGUUUCCAGAAAUCGCGUUCUUUGCAAAUUUUCCAGGCUUCGAGCUUCUGGUACCUAAAAAAAAAAAGCGCGACGCGUUGUACUUGUAUUAGGCAAAAAUGAGGAACAAUGAGCAGGAAGAUUGCUGUUUAGCGAUAGUGAAUGGAAUGAAAAUUAAUUCGGAGACGAGAGCGUAGAAGAUGGAAUCGGGUAGUUGUGUCCGGGAAUAAAAAUACAGUUACCAAUUUAUAAAACCCGCA